AUGGAGUAUGUUAUCAUUGGAGAUGGGACUGAACCACCUAAGGAAGUCCAUGUCAGAAUAGAACCAGGAACUCAGGAGGAAGUGGAGAAGCCACCUGAAGAACCAAGAGUGUAUGAGCCAAAGAUCCCAUACAGAAAUGUUCUUUCUCAACCCAAGAAGGAGAAGGAGCAAGCAAAGCUCAAGGAUCUUGUUAGCCAACUUUCAAAUCGCAUGCCAGAGAAGCUGAACGACCCAGGGAGUUUUGUUUUGUCUUGCAAGAUCGGUUCUACACACUUCCAUAGAGCACUUUGUGAUUUGGGUUCUAGUGUGAACCUAAUGCCUUACUCAGUGGCCAAGCUAUUGGGCAUCACUGACUUCAAACCUACAAAGAUCUCUCUAGUCUUUGCAGACAGAUCUGUUCGCCGCCCUGUUGGUGUUAUUAUGGAUGUUCCAAUCAUGGUUGGAGAUUGCUACAUCCCUGCUGAUUUUGUAGUUCUUGAGCUGGAACACCAACCUAAAGACCCUCUUAUCUUGGGAAGGCCAUUCCUAGCUACUGCAGGAGCUAUAAUAGAUGUCAAGAAUGGAAAGAUUGACUUGCAUCUUGGAGAUAUAGUGAUGAAUUUCGAAGUAAACAAGUCUAUGGAGAAACCAACUGUAGAUGGUCAAGCUUUUUGGAUUGGAGAGCUCGCAGAGACAAGAGAAGAAGUGCUGGAUGAACUCCUUCUUAUUGAUCCCUUGGAGCUAGCUUUGACAAAGGCUGAGAAUGAAGAAGAGGAAGAGCCAGACAUUGACAAGAGUCAGGAAGUAUCACAAACCAAAGUUAAGUUCGACCCAUGGUGCCCACUUAGAGCUCCAAAAGCCGAGCUAAAACAACUCCCAGUUGGUCUAAGGUAUGAAUAUCUUGGUCCUAAUGAAACAUAUCCUGUUAUUGUUAAUGCUGCACUAACAAAAGAAGAGACCGCUUUACUUGUUCGCGAACUGAGAAAGCAUAGAAAGGCUCUUGGUUAUUCUUUGGAUGAUUUAACAGGAAUCUCACCUGAACUAUGCACACAUCGCAUCAUCCUGGAGGAUGAGUCUAGUUCUUCAAUUGAACACCAAAGGAGGCUAAACCCCAACCUAAAGGAAGUUGUCAAGAAGGAGAUAAUGAAGCUGCUAAAGGCUGGAGUGAUUUAUCCAAUAUCAGAUAGUGCAUGGGUCAGCCCUGUACAUGUCGUGCCAAAGAAAGGAGGGAUCACAGUCAUCAAGAAUGAACAUGAUGAGCUCAUUCCAACAAGGACAAUCACUGGACACAUAAUGUGUGUCGACUACAGGAAGCUGAACUCUUCCACGCGCAAGGAUCACUACCCCUUUAUGGAGGUUCACAUUUCAUAA
This is a messenger RNA of Microthlaspi erraticum, 1350 nucleotides long. The record is from the annotation of a GenBank genome assembly. Lineage: Eukaryota; Viridiplantae; Streptophyta; Magnoliopsida; Brassicales; Brassicaceae.